Amoebophrya sp. A25 is the source of this 1026-nucleotide messenger RNA. The record is from the annotation of a GenBank genome assembly. NCBI's taxonomy places the organism in Eukaryota, Dinophyceae, Syndiniales, Amoebophryaceae.
GGCGUGUUGUCUCAGGAUUUAUAGAUUUUCUUUCUCCUCGGAUUUUUUUUUUGAUCGUAAAUUAUGAUAAGCGAAGUCAAUUUCGAACGAUGAUGAAGAAGAUGAAGAUCGUCAUGGGAAAAAAGUGUCUGCGAAGAUCGAGAAGACUUAGUGGGCCUUCCGCUUUCUCGCAGGAGUGUUGGAGGACACUUGCAGCACAAGGCGCCAACGCCUAAGUAUGAUUGUCCGACUGCCGCACCGCCUCCGCCACUUCCACGCAAGUCAUGCGGAUGAAGAAAACUACAAUGACGUAGUCAACGAGGAAACUACUUCAUCUGUUGAGGAUGUGCAUGCACAUGUUGCAGUAGAAGAUGCUUAUGUCGCAGCUUGUGACAACACGCCAGCUCCGCGUCAGCGGCUUCGUUUCGAGGCCCAUAGCCAAUCUCGAGGAGCCGCUAAGUCACCGAAGCCGAAGCCUAGUCUGGUCUCUCGUUCGGAACAAGAAGGCUCUGGGGAAAACGCCAAGAGAAAGAAGAAGAGUCCUUCGAGAAGAUAAAAUUCUCCGUAUAUUUUGUAUCGAAUCUUCGAUGAUGCUCAAGAACAACAAGAACAAGAUGAAAGAUUAUAAAUUGAUCGCAUCCGAAUUCGAAGAUUAAAAUAAUUUCUGUAAACUUCGACCCUACUUAUAUUUAUACUUGGCAAUUUUGUAGACAAUUAUAGAUCAACCACCGUCCAGCAUUCUUGUACAAUUUUAUACUCGUGGUCAGCGUCAUCGUCAACAGAAGUACGAAUAUAUCUAUGCCGCGUGGUACACAUACACUGACAUUCUUCUUUAAGUUUUUUGAAAAGAACUGUAACAGUGAUUUACUUAUUCGUAGGCAAGUUUUGAUGAUGUAUUUCAACAGACCAAAUUAUCAUUAAUUAUUAUACCAGGUCAAGGACAACACCGCCAGCAAGAGAUUCCCUGAAAUUUUUUCGCUGACAGUCCUAGUACCAAUUGUAGUAAAGUGAUACAACAUUGCUUGCUUACUAAAGCCACCUGUGUCC